Molecule: messenger RNA, 2404 nt
Organism: Anopheles stephensi (Asian malaria mosquito)
Lineage: Eukaryota; Metazoa; Arthropoda; Insecta; Diptera; Culicidae
Product: glucose dehydrogenase [FAD, quinone]-like
Exons: 1
Coding region: 155-2035 (626 amino acids)
Molecular function (GO): oxidoreductase activity, acting on CH-OH group of donors; flavin adenine dinucleotide binding
Source: RefSeq, a predicted model, not a curated record
GACUAGUCUGGACCGUCCGGUGGUUCCGCAGAACGCGCGGUGUGAUAUUUUAAUUAGUGCCGGUUAGAGUAUGGAUGUGAAGGUUUAACCGUGGAUAGGUCCAUUUCAUUUACAACUAUCCAUAAAAUUGGCAGACGGUUGACCGUCGUAAAAGAUGAUUCGGAGACGGGCGGCAGCUGUUGCCGCGUGCGUGAUAUUUAUCCUGGCCAGCUGGCAGUGGCAAACAGUGGUCGCUCAACUGGCGGGAAUAAGAACCAUACUCGGGUUCCUUCGUGACGGUGAUGAGCGUUUGAAGUACGAAAUGCCAUACCAGCGAACUUUGCGCACGGAGUACGAUUUCAUCAUUGUCGGAGCCGGAUCGGCCGGUUGUGUUCUAGCGAACCGGCUCAGUGAGGUACCGGACUGGUCAGUGCUCUUGAUCGAGGCAGGAUCGCACGAGAGUCUCCUGAUGGACGUCCCGAUGGCGGCACACUUUCUGCAGAACUAUGACAUCAACUGGGACUAUCGGACAAAGCCGAGCGAUCGAUACUGUCUCGCGUUCAAGAACAAUCAGUGCCGGUUUCCUCGCGGUAAAGUGAUGGGUGGUUCGAGCGUCAUCAACUACAUGAUCUACACGCGCGGCAACCGACGGGAUUAUGAUGCGUGGGCAGCGCUGGGAAAUACUGGCUGGUCGUACCGGGAUGUGCUGCCGUACUUUAAAAAGCUUGAGAAAAGUGUCGUACCGGAUGCAAACCCCAAGUAUGCUGGACACGAUGGUCCGGUAACGAUAUCCUAUCCCAACUAUCGCUCUAGCGUGGCACGAGCGUUUGUGCAGGCGAACAUAGAAACAGGUGUUCCGUACGUGGACUAUAAUGGUCCCAACCAGCUGGGGACCUCGUUCAUUCAAAGUACUACGAAAAACGGUGAGCGCGUAAGCACCAACAAUGCCUACCUGUAUCCGAUACGAAACCGAACCAAUUUGCAUGUGAUUCGAAACGCACAAGUUACCAAGAUUCUACUAAAUCGCGACACGAAAAGGGCCACAGGUGUUCAAUACUACGCAAACAAUCGUUAUCAUAAGCUUCGGGCCAAACGUGAAGUCAUCCUGUCUGCCGGUACGAUCGGUUCGCCCCACCUUCUCAUGCUGUCGGGCAUUGGCCCCGCAAAACAUUUGCGCCAGAAAGGCGUACAGCCCGUCGUUAAUCUUGCCGUCGGGUACAACUUUCAGGAUCAUGUGGCGGCCGGCGCUCUAACGUUUCUUAUAAAUCGGACCAGCACGCUGAAAUCAAAGCGCAUCUUCACGCUGGAAAACUUUAUGGUGUACGAGUCAACGCACACCGGAAUGAUGGCGUCGAUCGGUGCCUGUGAGGCACUCAGCUUCCACGACUCAACGCAGAAUGGCAGCACCGUCGCCGGCGGUGAUGGUUGGCCCGAUCUGGAGCUGUUGCUAAUCGGAGGCACCCAUGCUGCCGAUCGGGCGUACGAGAGCAACUUUAACUAUAAGCCAGCCACCUUCGAGAAGCUGUUCGGCGACAUCGAGCGACGCGAUCUGGAGGGAUAUACGAUAUUUCCGAUGAUUUUACGACCACGAAGCAAGGGCCGACUGCGCCUAUCCAGUUCCGAUCCGUUCCAGUAUCCGAUCAUUCAGCCGAACUACUUUGACGAUCCGUACGAUUUGGAGAUUUCGGUACGGGCGAUCCGAAAAGCGAUCGAGCUGACGAAAACCAGCGCACUGAGAAGCUACAAUGCCCGGCUGCUGCCAAUUCCCAUCCCGGGCUGUGAACAGUUCCGGUUCGAAACGGACGACUAUUGGAAGUGUUUUACGCGACACGUUACCUACACGAUCUAUCACCACGUGGGCACGUGUAAGAUGGGUCCGGCAAGUGACCGGUUAGCGGUGGUUGAUCCACGGCUACGGGUGCACGGAAUAGCGGGUUUACGGGUGAUCGACGCUAGCAUCAUGCCGAACGUACCAGCGGGCCACACUAAUGGACCAACGAUCAUGAUCGGUGAAAAGGGUGCCGAUAUGAUAAAGGAGGACUGGAAUAGACAAUAGCUGUGACGGUGUGACGGGUUCUAAUAAUGUGUUGGACGAUUAUUUAUUGCAAACAAAGCUACGUAAACGAAAAUAAACUAAUUUUUCUAGUUAUUUAUCGCUUACUUAAUUGGUAGUUAAAUCUCAGCGUAAAUAUUUGAUAAGAUAAAUCCAAAACAUUUCAGGUCCAGCAAUCAACUGGGUAUUCGACAACAUGUUGUGACACUUCUCUACGAGAAAACCAGUUAUCAGAAGCAGACAUCGAGAGCAGUCAGACUAAGCACCAGCAUCAUAUUACUACGAUGACGUCAAAUAUACUGCUCAUGCAUGAUUCUGUCUUCUACUUAUCUGAACCAAAAAUAGAAACACCCAAACAAAUAUUCUGAAAAC